GACACUUGGCAAAAAUAUUAACGGCAGUGUCAUGGCGACGUUUGGUGUUAGUUUUGAGAGUUCGGGAAGCAUCGAAGAAAGAAAGGAAAAGAAACGACAAACACGACAAGAGGCUAUUGACAAAGCUAAGCAGCAGUAUGAGAGGGAAGAGACGAGGAAGGAACUGAAGAGACAGAGAGGGGAGGACACAUGGCUUCUACCUGAGGUCAACCAGAGGCUUCAGCAGAUAGAGGAAGAGGGAUCUAUAAAGAGUAAAAAGAAGAAAGAGAAGAAAUCCAAAAAGAAAAAGGAGAAGAAGAAGAAGUCUAGGAAAGAGAAGAAGACGACAGAGACAGAAGAUGGCUCAAGCGGCAGUUCAGAGGACUCGGGGGAGGAGUGGGUUGAGGCUCAGUCUCAGGUGCAGGCUGUUAAAGCGUGGCAAGUUACAGAUGAGUCCAAGACUUCAGAGAGCAGCCCUGCCCAGAAUGCCCAGAGAGAUGAAUGGAUGACUUUUGACUUCCUGGCAAUGAAAACAACGUCCACAGCAGAAAGGCGGGCUGAAAAAGAAAGGCAGAAAGAGGAGGAGCGAGCCAAGACUCAGGCCAUUGAACAGGCUGGUUUGCACAAACUGGAGCUAAACCCGUACUGGAAAGAUGGGGGAACUGGUCUGCCUCCAGAGGAGGUUGCUGAUACUGCAGGAAAAAAAGCAGGCCCCGUUGUGAAUGAUGGUGGUUUGAGCUGGCUGAGGAAGAACUAUCAGAGGAUGAAGGAGCAGGCAGAGAGGGAACAGCGCAGCCUCAGCGAUGUGGUGGCUGAGAGAUAUGGGUCAAUGGAGGAAUUUCAGAAGAGACUUGCUGAUGCAGAGAAUGCUGUUUAUGGUCAGAACAAAGAUGACAGAGUCAGCUCAGCAAGAGACAGGUGGAGGAAGGGAGAGGACAAGGCCAGGGAAAGAUGGAGGAGAAAAGAAGAAGAUGGUCCAGACCAGGAUUGGUGGAGAAAAAGUGAAAGAAAUUCACCUUUGCGUGACAAAGAGAGAUACCAUGGUGAAGGGAGAGAAGAGAGGGACAGGCAUCGAGGAAGAGGGGAGGAAGGAGGCAGAGAUGGAGAUAGGUAUAGAGAAAGAGACAGAAGCUGGGAUAGAGACAAAAGGGGCAAAGAGAGAGAAAGGGAUGGAGGAAGAGACAGAAGCAGAGAAAAUGACAGAGACAGACAUAAGGACAGAGAGAGGGAUAGGUAUAGGGCAGAAGAUAAAGAAAAAGAUGGAUCCACUGUAGCAUCAUCAUCUGGCCAAAGUUGGAAUCAGUGUUCCCUCUCUCUUGGAUCACUCAAAGGCCGUUUCCUUAAACCCUCAGAGGAUGAGGACAGCGGUAUAGCACCUCAGCGUCGUCCUGCAGCACGUCCAUCCACAGGGUUCGUGAGACCCAGCUCUGAUGAUGAGGACCCUCGUCCAAACAACAUCACUGUUUCUGUCUGGAAGAAAAGCAGCACAUCUUCUCCUAAACCUGACAGCUUUGAAAAAUUCCAAGAGGAAAAGGAGAUGGAGGCAAAGAAAACUGUAGUCGCUCCUCAAGAUUCUGUGCCAACAAGGACCGAGAGUGAAAGCGAGGAGGAAGAGGAGAUUCCUUUGCUGUCAGAGGAGGAGAUGAACAAAUUGGGGUCAAAGUUGAUAAAGGCAGAGAUGAUGGGCAAUCAGGCCAUGGUCGAGAAGCUAAAAUCACAACUGGAAGCAGCUCAUAAAGCCAAGGAGAACCAUGCCAUCAGAAAGAAGCAACAUGAAAUGGCAAAAUCCAACCAGGUCACAGCUCAGUCCAGCAAAGACCAGGAACUUCUGCUGUUCAGAACAGAUCAGUCAGGCCGGGCUUGGCCAGUCAAGGGCCCCUCUGGACCUCAGGAGCCUCAUGGAGGACGACGGAAGAAGAAACCGAUUGAGACCCAUGUUGAUGGGCAGCGUGUCCGCUACUUCCAGAAUGAUGACAACGUUGGUCUGCAGGAGAUGGUGAGGAGGGAGAAGAUGAGCUCAGCGCAGGAUCAGAAUGCCCUUUACUCUCGUAUGGCUGCCAAAAUGAUGGGGAAGACAGACGGCGACAACUACACACUGGACGACAUGUUUGUGUCGAGUGCUGCUCAGCGGGAGGGCGAGGGGAGGGAGGAGGAGAGGAUGAGGAACAGAGCCAUCGGGGAGAGUAGGAAGCUGGCCGCCUCCAUGAAUAAAUGCCAGUACUGUUUCAGCAGCCAAGAACUCCAGAAGCAUCUUAUAGUGGCCAUAGGCAGCAAGGUAUAUCUGAGCCUGCCUGCCGGAGUGUCAAUGACGGAUGGCCACUGUCUCAUCACUCCUCUUCAGCAUCACUGCUCUGCCACUGGGCUGGAUGAGGAUGUCUGGUCAGAAAUGCAGUUGUUCAGACGUACUUUGGUGCGAAUGUUUGAGUCUCAGGAGCUGGACUGUGUGUUCAUGGAAACGUGCAUGAAUCCACGCAGAAGACAACACAUGGUCCUGGAGUGUAUCCCGCUACCCAAAGAGCUGGGUGAUAUGGCACCUAUAUACUUCAAGAAAGCUAUCAUGGAGUGUGAUGAAGAGUGGGCCAUGAACAAGAAGAUUGUUGACCUCUCUUCCAAAGACGUCCGUCGGGCUGUUCCUCAAGGUCUGCCUUACUUUGCUGUAGACUUUGGACUGCAGGGAGGGUUUGCUCAUGUCAUUGAAAACGAACAGAAAUUUCCUUAUUACUUUGGCAAGGAAGUGGUCGGAGGCAUGAUGGACUUGGAGCCACGACGUUGGAGAAAGUCAAUUAGAGAAAAUUUUGAUGACCAGAGGAAAAAAGUCCUGCAGUUUGCACAGUGGUGGAAACCAUACGACUGUACCAAGACUGAGAGCUAAUUUAACAAUAAGUCUCAGAGUCAUGCAUGUUUUACUGAACUGAGGGGUUUAAACACACCAACCUGUACCUUGUAGACAAUGUUUUACCAUAAUGUUAGGAAUUUGAUGUAAAAUUUUAUGUAAUAUUAUAAUCUGAGAACUUUUUUCUGUAAUGAAAAUGAAUGAAAUAAUUUUGACGUCUGUUGCUUUUUAAUAUUUCAUGUCACAUGAAUAAAACUAGAUAUUGGAUAAGCAGAGGUGAGAUAUGAACUGAAGCUGUAGCCUGCAUGUUAUACCCCCAACCUUUCAAGCAUCUUUGUUAAUACUGCCCUUUCCUGCUCACAGCCCUUGGAUUUAAUUUAUUGCUCCAUGGCCUCAUGAUCCAUUGCAGCUCUCACUUAAUUCUUUGAGGUUUUAGUGUCAUCGCAGACACAUGGGUAUAGACACACACGUGUCACAGCAUUGCAGCCCUCGUACCUUGUCUGAUGAGCAGUUUGCCCCAAUGUGUGACCUCAUCUUUUUUUUUAAAUUAUGUUUAAAUAAGGCUAUUGGCUCUAUGGUAAGUUCAUGUCUUCAGACUGACCCUAUGUUCACGUUAAAUCUCUGAUGCUGUUUGAUGCACAGAUGCAGCUGGCUAGUGCUGAGCCAGUAUUAAUCAGAAAAGAUGAAGACUAAAAUGUAUUUUCUAUUGCAGUAUUUGUACACAACUAAGAAUAAUGAACCCACAUCUAUAAUUAUUAUGCAAUGUAAUUUCAGGCUUUACAUUGGUUUGUAGGAGCUCCUCGUGAGGUUUUAAGGGUAAAUAAAAGGUAAAGGGGGUAAUCAAAUACACUGGAUUAACUGAUUAUCAAUAAAUGUGAACAUUAUAUAGAUUUUAGCAGUGUGCUGGCAGCCUUAAAGUGUGUGUUAAUACACUAAAAGGGGAAAAGACAUCAGCAAUGAUCAUAUGGAAGCAAACUGCUGCUGUCUGGGAAGACCAUUUUCAAACAAUUCCUUUAUACAGCUUGUAUGAUUAUUCACAAGUGGAGGACAGACAGGAUAGAUGCUAAUCUUCCUAGGAGUAGAUGAUCCCACAAAUUCCAACCAGGAUCAGACCAUGCAAUGCUCAGAGAAACUGCAAAUAAGCCAAUGUUAAAACUGAUGACAACACAAAGAUGAUGGAAAAAGUAUGAUUUAUUUGGGAAGGUUGUCAUGAAACCACAUGCCAACACAGCUAAAGACUACAAAAUAACUUCUGAACAAAGUGAGACCAAACUGGAAAUGUUUGGUAAAAACUAAACCGCGCAAACAUACUGACUAUCAAGCAUGGUGGUGGAGUGGUGAUGAUGUGGGCUUGUUGAACACAAAGUCUUAAUAGCAAAGUAUUCUAUAUAAGAUGUGAGGCUAUCUGUCUCGCAACUAAAGCUUGGCUGAAAUCUGAGCAUGCAACAGGAUGAUCGCAAACUCAGCAGCGAAUCUACAAGAGAAUGAAAAAGAAAAGAUUCAAAGUGCUGCAAUGACCACAAUGACAUGAAUCUUUGUUGUAGAAAAGAGUGGGUCAAAAUCCCCCCAAUUGUCAAGUUUUUACUGCUAAAAGUGGUUGUACAGAUUAUUGAAUUUUUGUGUGAGUUUUCACACUCUUCCUCUGUUUUGGUUUAGCCCAUGUUGAGCACUGUGAAACAUUGUUUUGUUUAUCUGUGGCUGACAAGCUCCCUCACUUUGGCAAGAUUUUGGUAUAAGAUGGAACAAAAAAAAAAAUUCUUCAGUGAGUCUUAUGUCUAAAGGGCAUGGCAUAAUGUGGCUGUCUGCAGGAAAAGUUGAUGAAUUCUAUUAUAAUUUUUGUUUAAAAUUUACAAUCUGUUACCUUUUAACCCUGCUUAUACUUCAGAAACCACCCUUUGGAGCAACACUAUAGAUUAUUUAUAUUGCUCCAGUGAUGGAGAGGUACAGGUUCGUGGGUAAUAGUAGCAAAGUGACAUGGAGUGAAGUAUGGCUAUGACCAGUUAGAUUAGCUGAGGGCAGAUUUAUGACCGAGUCACCCAUUUGUCUUUUCAUGUCUGCCUUACACACACGUAUGACCAUUCUUGUGUUAUUUUAUAGACACUGCCAUUAAGCUGUUUGUAUCCACCACAUCUUUGUAUCUGGUUGUCACUUUCUCUCUCGCCCUCAAAUUCUAUGGUUUCUCUUUUAUACGUCUUUCUGAAUCAGUAUGGGCAGAAGAUGUAUACUGGCAGGAUGAAGGACGACAAUAAUGACUUGUCUUGUGUCACCGAAAUUAAAACCGAUGUGCCUGCUAUAACAACACUUAGCACAGGUACGCUCGCUGCAGAUUUACAAGACACCUGGCUUUGACUCAGUGCUGUGAAUUAUAGAACUGAAUCUUUCCAUCGUAUUGUGUGCUCCUGUUGAGCAUAUUUCAGCUUACUUAAACUUUCUUCUGUGUGUGUGUGUGUGUGUGUGUGUGUGUGUGUGUGUUCUCUGCAUCUCUGUCUUUAGGCUCCAUGUAAAUAAGCAGGGUUGUACCUGAGAUGACACUGUAAAUCUGUCUGCAGAACAUGCUAGUAAUUUCCUCCCUCAUGUACUUUGUCUUUAUGAGUCUGUUUACUGUACAACUAUAAAAUUUAUUACUUGAUUAAGUAAAUAUUUCAAAACUGUUAAUAAAUCUAGCUUAAUGAAAAUUUGCUUCCACGCUAUUGCUCAAAAGAAUAUUUGUGUUCAGUUUAAUGACUUGGAUAUGUCAGAUUAGUCUGUUCCUGUUUUUUUUUUUUUUCUUUUCUUUUAAGAGGAAGCUUGAUUUUGUCUAGUAAAAUAUAAUAAUUUAAAUUUUCUGGCUUUUAGAAUUAGGGCAUUUAUUACUCCUUGCGAGUAUUAUGACUGUGAUGGCUCAAGCCUCACAAUGGUAAUGUUUGUCACAGUUGUACACAACACAUUUAUUUGCAGAUAAAUAUUAAGCAUUAUUUGUGUUUAUGUUUACCUUAACAUGGAAGGUUAUGUACUUUGUUUUAACAUGUUUCUCUUGUUUUGAGUUACCAUGGUGGGGCAAGCUUCAUUUCUUGGUUGAGGGGGUUCAAGUUUAGUUAGUUUUGAGCCUUUGUCUAGUUAUUGUUAUCCAUUUUGUUUUCCAUGUGUGUUAUUUGGUUUGGCCAAACCACUAUAUGAGUUACUCUCAUUGUGUCGUUGUGAGGUCACAUUUUCCUCAGUUAAAUUUGAUUUGUUUAAGUAACACUUUUGAGUAUUGUUAAAUUUAGUUGACCUAUUUUAUUGGCCGGCUAGUUUAUUCAUUCUUUUGGAUUUUUGUAUUAACUUUGUGUUAAUAAAACCCAGUUUGAAAUUAU
Melanotaenia boesemani (Boeseman's rainbowfish) is the source of this 6144-nucleotide messenger RNA. It is a transcript of the gene cwf19l2, whose product is annotated as CWF19 like cell cycle control factor 2. The record is from RefSeq and is a predicted model, not a curated record. Gene Ontology annotation, biological process: mRNA splicing, via spliceosome. The coding region runs from base 32 to 2851 and encodes 939 amino acids. Lineage: Eukaryota; Metazoa; Chordata; Actinopteri; Atheriniformes; Melanotaeniidae. Gene Ontology annotation, cellular component: post-mRNA release spliceosomal complex. The transcript is spliced from 19 exons.